AUGGUCCACGCUGCUACAUUCCGUGCGAGCGUGCUCCUCGCCGUGUGCGCUUGCACCUCGGUGAUGGCAGCUAGCUCGUCGUCGAGCUCGACGCCCCUCAUUUCCACCAAGACUGCCGGCACGGAUGUGUACACCGCCCCCUCGGCCUUCCCGACGUCCGAGUUCCCCUCGAUGGACUUUAUGCCCAAGAGCCAGGAAGCCGAGCCCCGCCCUGUUAUUACGCGCAUCGAGGGUGGCCAUUUUGACGACUCGCUCGUGAACCCCACGCAGCUUCCCGAGUCGAACGCCAAGAGCGAGGGUGUGCUUCCCAAACCCUCACCGAGCGCCGCUGCCAAGGUCGGCAACAAGAACAAGUUCCGCAAGAUGGCCAUCGCGCAGAUCUCGGAGCUCUUCGACACGAACAACACGGCCAAGACCACCUGCGACAAGUGUCGCAAGGCCCUGCAGGCCGCUCAGAAGGUCGCGUGGGCCGCGCCUUCGAUGGUCCCUGAGCUGAUGAUUGAGAUGUGCAAGAAGUACAACUACACCACCACCCCCACCGCUGCCCAGGGCUGUGAGGACAUGCUUUCCCGCGGCUCGCUGGGCGGUGUCUACACCCAGGCGCUGAGCUACGCCAACUUCUCGGACGGUUCGCCCUCGCUCGACUACCUGUGUGCCACGUACAUCAGCGGCAAGUCGUGUGACGUGCCCAAGAUGGAGGUGCUCUCGAAGGACUUCCUCUCGAGCUGGUUCAAGGGCAAGCCCACCGCCCCGGAGGAGGUGAAGAAGCGCUCGAAGAAGACUGGUAAGAAGCAGGACAAGCCCCUGCGCACCCUGCAUGUUUCCGACUUCCACGUCGACCCCCGCUACAUGGUCGGUGCCGAGGCCAAGUGCACCAGUGGCCAGUGCUGCCGUGCGAACUCGUUCAACAGCACCAUCUGGAAGAAGACCGACUUCAAGCAGGGCUCUCUGCCCAAGGAGAACAUCUCGCAGCCCGCCAACUACUGGGGUGAGUUCACCUGUGACCCCCCGUGGUCGCUCAUUGCCUCGGGUAUGCAGGGCAUCAGCGGUCUCGUGAAGAAGGACGGUCCGCUGGACCUCGGUAUCUUUACCGGUGACCUGACGACCCACGACGAGGACAACCACAUCUCGGUUGACCUGGUCAAGUACGCCGAGCAGUCGCUCUACGACAUGUUCCACCGCCACAUGGGCAACGCUACGAUGGUUGUUGCGCUCGGCAACCACGACUCGUCGCCCGCGGACUUUGCUGCGCCCAGCAACCUGCCCGACGGUCGUGCCGAUCAGUUCUCGUGGAACUACGAGAAUGUCGCUUCGCUCGUCAAGUCCGAGGGUUGGGGUAACAACUCGGUCGCCAAGAAGAUCCGCUCGCACUACGGUGGUUACUCGGUGAGCCCCCGCCACGGUCUCCGCAUCAUUGCCCUGAACUCCGACUUCUGGUACAAGGGCAACACCUUUAGCUACCUCAACCUGAACAAGCCCGACCCCAGUGGCAUGCUUCGCUGGUUCACCGACGAGCUUCAAGAGGCGGAGAACAGCAACGAGCGUGCGUGGGUCGUUGCCCACGUGCCCACCGGCUGGGACGGCGGCAACUCGCUCGACGCCCCCACCAACCUGUUCUACCACAUUGUCUCGCGCUACACGCAUACCAUUGCCCAGAUCUUCUUCGGUCACACGCACGAGGACCAGUUCCACCUCUUCUACGAGAUGUCGAACGGUAACGCGACCUCGGCCUCGCGCAAGACCGAAGACGCGACGGCCCACGCCUUCCUUGGCCCCUCGCUCACCCCCCUGAGCAAGGUGCAGCCGUCGCUGCGUAUCUACGAUGUGGACCCUGAGACUUACGAGGUGAUGGACUACAGCCAGUACUUCACCCCCAUUAGCGAGUUCAAGAACCUGAAGGAGGCCGGCCCCGUCUGGCACCUGCUCUACAAGGCCCGUGAGACCUACUCCAACUUCACUGCCUCGCAGAAGGCUGGCACCUACGCCGCGCCCGUCAAGCUGAACAACGGCGUGUGGCCCAAGAGCGCCUCUCUCAAUGCUAGCUUCUGGGCCGCGCUCACUGACGAGAUGGAGCAGCGCCCCGAGCUGGUCGAGCUCCACCAGAUCUACCAGGGCCGCAACAGCCCCAAGUCGUGGGCCUGCACCACCGAUGACUGCCACAAGGCCAAGGUGUGCUACAUGCGCUCUGGCUCUUCUUCGCUCGGUCGCGCCUGCCCCAAGGGCUACGGCUCGGUCCAGGGCAGCCACUAG
Malassezia japonica is the source of this 2250-nucleotide messenger RNA. RefSeq lists its product as uncharacterized. The transcript has a single exon. Bases 1 to 2250 code for a protein of 749 amino acids. Gene Ontology annotation, biological process: sphingomyelin catabolic process. The record is from RefSeq and is a predicted model, not a curated record. Gene Ontology annotation, molecular function: sphingomyelin phosphodiesterase activity. Lineage: Eukaryota; Fungi; Basidiomycota; Malasseziomycetes; Malasseziales; Malasseziaceae.